AUGAUUCGAUCAGUUCAAAACCGAUUAAAUAUUCAAUUUAAUUCGAAGUUAUUUCACUGGGUCAUAUUAUUUUUAUUUUAUAUUACAAUCAAUCAAAUCUCAUUAGUUAUUUCAAAUGGAUGCCUUCAACCUAAUGGAAUGUCUAUAUGUUGUGCCGGUCGAGAGAAGAAAUGUUUUGUUUACAAAUCAACUGGACAAUCUUCAAUAUCUAGAUAUUAUCCAUGGAAGAAAUAUCGUAGUGUAGCUGGUCAUUCAAGUCCACGUGAUCGUUGUUAUUGUGAUGAAAGUUGUGUCAUUACUGGAGAUUGUUGUCAUGAUUAUCAUUUCACAUGUCAAAAAACAAAAGUGGAUUGUACAGUCAGUGAAUGGGGACCUUGGACAAGUUGUGAAUAUACAUGUGGUCAAAGUGUCAGUACACGUUACAGACAAAUUCAAAUUAAACCAAGUAACAAUGGUAAGCCAUGUCCAGAGUUGAAUGAAACAAGACCAUGUAUUGGACAUAAUUGUGCAUCGAAAAGAUUUGGAAGAUCUGGAACGCUGAUGGUACCUUAUGUUUAUGAUAUAAAAGCUGAGGUGGCACAUUUACUACCCGUACGUGGAGAUGUAUUGGAUUUAACUAGACGUUAUGAUAUGCGUUUUGAUGUUCGACGUAAACUCUAUCUUGGUAGAUUAAUAAAAAUGAAUAAGACUGAACAGCCAGAACCUGAUCCAUACUGUGCAGUAUAUGAGAUUACGUAUUCAAAUCAGGCUUGUCAAUCACAAAAUUUGUUAUGGCAAUUUUCACAGUCACGCGAUCUGUAUCCUUCUUAUUAUUAUCCUAAUCGUUAUAAACGACACAAUGAUUAUAAUGGUCAAUCAAUCACUUUUAGCCGUAAAUCAUUUCUCCACAAAAGACAAUACAGUACAGUUGGAAAUACUGGUCUGAACAAAAAUUGGGAAGACAAUUAUUCGAAUUCUGAAUCAUGGAUUACUCACUCAGCGUUACUUACACCAGGUCAACAAAUCUGUGUGACAUGUUAUCCAACAUAUAUGAGGGAAGAUUUAGGUUACAGAUGCACUGGAUCUGGAUUACCAAAUGUUGAGACUAGAUGGCGUGCACUACGUACUUCUGAUUGUCAAGGUAGAUUCCGUAUGGUUAGUAUACCGCAAAGAUCAUGUACAUGUGGUCGAGGUGUUGCAUCAUUUGUAUUUGUUUAA
This is a messenger RNA of Schistosoma curassoni, 1197 nucleotides long. The record is from the annotation of a GenBank genome assembly. Lineage: Eukaryota; Metazoa; Platyhelminthes; Trematoda; Strigeidida; Schistosomatidae.